GGGAGCAGUAAGGAUGACCCAUGCGAGCAAAUGCAGCCAGGCAGGCGAGCUCGGCAGACGUUCUGGCUGUGGAUGGCGGCACCAUUUACCAGGCUGGGAAGGAAUACAAUCUGAAGCCAGUGGUGGGUGAAGCGUAUGGCCAAGGUGUUGGGACCUCUUACUAUGCAGUGGCUGUUGUGAGAGCAAAUGCCAACCUGACCAUCAACAGCCUGAAGGGGGCCCGGACGUGCCACACGGGCCUCAACAGGACUGCUGGCUGGAACGUCCCCGUCGGCUUCCUGGUCGACAGUGGCCGGGUGGCGGUGAUGGGGUGUGACGUCGCCGGAGCGGUCGGUGCCUAUUUCGAGGCCAGCUGCGUCCCUGGAGCCCUCGGCAGCCCCUAUCCCGCCUCCCUCUGUGCCCUCUGCAAAGGGGACGGGGCUGGCCGGGGCAAGUGCAGCCCAAGCGCCACCGAGGAAUACUACGACUACAGCGGGGCCUUCAGGUGUCUGGCGGACGGGGCAGGAGAGGUGGCCUUUGUCAAGCACAGCACAGUGGCUGAAACCACAGAGGGCCCAGCUUCGCCCUGGUGGGCCCAGCAGCUGCAGGCACAGGACUUCCAGCUCCUCUGUCGGGAUGGGAGCAAGGCCGACGUCUCGGCAUGGCGGACCUGCCACCUGGCCCGUGUCCCUGCACAUGCUGUGGUCGCCAGAGCGGACACGGAGGGGAGCCUCGUCUUCCAGCUGCUCAGCGAGGGGCAGCAAAGGUUUAAUGGCGAAGGCUCAGAUUUCCAGAUGUUUGACUCUGCAGCCUACGGGGGGAAGAACCUUCUCUUCAAGGACUCCACCACGGAGCUGGUUCCCAUCACAGAACAGACCUACCAGGCCUGGCUGGGGGAUGGAUACCUGCAUGCCAUGCGCGGCUUGGACUGUGACCCCACAAGGUUGCCGGAAUUCCUGCGCUGGUGUGUCUUGUCCACCCAGGAGAUCUGGAAAUGCAGCAAAAUGGCCAUGGCUUUCAAGAGCAAGAACUUAAAGCCGGAAGUCCAGUGUGUUUCAGCAGAGAGUCGAGAGCAGUGCAUGGAAUGGAUCCAGGAAAGAGAGGCUGAUGCUGUUGUUCUGGCUGGAGAGGAUAUUUACACGGCAGGGAAGACCUAUGGUUUGGUGCCCGCAGCUGGAGAACGUUACGCAGAGGGAGACACGGCCAGCACCUACUACGCGGUGGCCGUGGUGAGGCGGGCCCCUUCCGAUGCCUGGACCGUGUAUGAGCUCCAAGGGAGGAGGUCCUGCCACAGCGGCUAUGGGACCAUGGCUGGGUGGAGGAUCCCCGUUGGCUUCCUCUCCCGCAAGGGACUGAUCCAGCCCCAGAGCUGCAGCAUUCUCAAAGCGGUGAGUGCCUUUUUUGCUGCCAGCUGUGUGCCUACUGCCCAGAGAGAGGGCUACCCGGCCAGCCUUUGCGAGCUCUGCGUUGGGGAUAGCCAAGGGAUGCAUGCCUGCAAUGCCAGCAGCCAGGAACGCUAUUAUGGUGACGCUGGAGCCUUCAGGUGUUUGGCGGAGAAGCAAGGUGACGUGGCCUUCGUCAAGCACUCCUCCGUCCUCGAAAUCACUGAAGGAAACAACUCUGCCUCCUGGGCUUCCCAACUACGAGCUGGGGAUUUCCAGCUCUUGUGUCCCAAUGGAGCCCGUGCGGAAGUCGGCCAGUUUGCUGAGUGUCACUGGGGCCAGGUGCCUGCCCAGGCUGUCAUGGUCCACCCAGACGCCAAUCCUUUGGUGGUAUAUGGACUCCUGGACAAAGCGCAGGAUUUCUUUGGAAAGGGCAACAGCAAUGGAUUUGAAAUGUUCAGUUCUACGGAUUUCGAAGGGCAAGAUUUAAUCUUCAGGGAUUCUGCUAUUGCAAUUAUGCCUGUUGAAGGGAGAACAACAUUUGCAUCCUGGCUGGGUCAGGCAUUUCUGGAGUCCCUUGAAGGCCUACAGUCUCUGCAGUGCUCGGGAGCAGCUGCGGAGUCCAUGAACUUCUCCCUCCUGCUGCUGACAAUUUUGGGUUUUGUCAAAUUCUGCUCUUCGUGAUCAAUAGGCUGGACAUCUGCACAAGCAGCAAAACAACAUGCAGCCGUGGAACCUUGACGUGGGAAACCAUCAUGAAGCUGACGAACAAAUCCAAUCAGCCGGCCUGAUUCAUCUGACAGUGAGAGAGCAGGAUCUUGCUCAGUAGGGAGUGCGGGCCUUCCUCCUCUCCUGCUCCCCACCCAGCCACCCCUUUCUCUUGGCAGUUCUGGGCUGCUUUCUGUCAGUGCCUCCUUGGCUUGAGGCACUUGGUGGGGGCUUGUACCUCUUUCUGUGCUAGGCUAAUGUGGUGAUUGUGUUAUGUUAACUGCUUUGAGAUGCCUCUUCGAGGUCGCUUUGAGAAAGCAGGAUUCCCACGGAAUCAAUAAAGCUGCUGGCUUCA
Messenger RNA from Hemicordylus capensis (graceful crag lizard), 2424 nucleotides. Its product is annotated as melanotransferrin-like. Lineage: Eukaryota; Metazoa; Chordata; Lepidosauria; Squamata; Cordylidae. The transcript is spliced from 15 exons. The coding region runs from base 21 to 2045 and encodes 674 amino acids. Gene Ontology annotation, biological process: iron ion transport. Gene Ontology annotation, cellular component: extracellular region; recycling endosome; plasma membrane. The record is from RefSeq and is a predicted model, not a curated record.